AUUCAGAACGUUUUAAACCAAAAGCGAGCGAUUCACUUGGUGAUCUCAUAUCUUUUAUGGAAUUCACAACUUCUUGUAUCUUUUCUGCUCGCCCAGUCCAUUUUGAUUCUCUUCUUCCUCGAAGUUAUUUGGUUAAUUAUUUCUAUUCGUUCGGGGGGACACCACUCCUUCCGCUUCAAUAUUAUUUCAAAGAAGAACAUUAUAACAACGCAAUUGAUAAUUUAUUUCAUCAAACGAAAACCCUUCUCAAAAUGCUAAUCCAUAAAAAAAUUUUUUCCCCACCUAUUAUCCUUCGACUGAUACGGAUUCUGGUUCUUAUUGGCCUGAACGAAUAUAGACUUGCGAAGAUGGUCACUUAUUCUUUUGAUAUGUUUUACCCCUUACUUCACUCCGGAAGAUUCAGGACAUAUCUUCAAGAGGAUAGCAUGCCACGCCUUGCAGGUGUUCUAAAUAACGAUCUCAAAGGGACAGGCUGCGACUCUCUUCUCAUUGUCUACUAUAAAUGUGGGAAAGAAUCGAGAUUUGAUGAUCUUGAGAAGUUCGGCAUCGAAAAGCUUACAUAUAACUCUAUCGAAGAAUUCCGUUCUUCACUUAGAAAUAUGAUGGUUCCAGAAGUUUCCGGAGAAAAAACUGCUCCAGCCAUUAAAUUUUUAACUCAGUCAAACAAAGAAAGCGAACAGAAUUCUGCUUCAAUACUCGUAACCAAUGACGAUGACAACGACGAAGAUAAUGAUUAA
This is a messenger RNA of Acaulospora morrowiae, 737 nucleotides long. NCBI's taxonomy places the organism in Eukaryota, Fungi, Glomeromycota, Glomeromycetes, Diversisporales, Acaulosporaceae. The record is from the annotation of a GenBank genome assembly.